This is a messenger RNA of Encephalitozoon romaleae SJ-2008, 867 nucleotides long. Its product is annotated as WD40 domain-containing putative poly(A)+ RNA export protein. Gene Ontology annotation, biological process: mitotic spindle assembly checkpoint signaling. The record is from RefSeq and is a predicted model, not a curated record. Gene Ontology annotation, cellular component: bub1-bub3 complex; mitotic checkpoint complex; kinetochore. The transcript has a single exon. Bases 1 to 867 code for a protein of 288 amino acids. Lineage: Eukaryota; Fungi; Microsporidia; Unikaryonidae. Gene Ontology annotation, molecular function: ubiquitin binding.
AUGUUGCAUGAGCUAGAUUUUAUUUCACAAGAGACAAUCACAAGCAUCUCGUACAAUAAGGACCUGCUCGUUUCUUCGUGGAGUGGUGAGGUUAUGCUGUAUUCCGGAGUUACUUUUGAGGCCAGAGGGUCUGUAGAAGCAGAGACCCCCAUCACUAAGGCUAUGCUAACACCUGAAGCAGUGAUUGCAGGAGACAUAGAAGGUAAUGUCCGGAUUUAUGACAGACGUUUGAAUGAGAUAUCAAGGAUUUUGAGCGGAGUGGGUGGGAUACAACUUCUACAUGAGUAUAGAGGAUGUGUGGUUGCAGGGGGAUGGAACAAGAAGAUUGCGUUUAUUAACGGAUGCGUAGAGAAUGUAAUGAGCACUGAGAAGAAGGUGUAUUGUUCGGACUUGAUAGGAGACAUCCUCCUGGUAGGGCAGCAAGAACAUGUUGUGGCAUACGACUUGAGGACAAAUGCAUCUUUCUUCAAUAGAAAAUUCAAUAUGGUUGUGAGGUCACUAGUACUGACCGGUAAAGGGUUCUUUGCAGGUACGACAGAUGGUAGGAUAUACUAUGAGGAUUUUGGAGAUGGAUCCAAGUCUUAUGUAUUCAAUGCACACUACUCUAUAUCCGGAGACUCGAAGGUUUUUUAUCCUGUAAACUCCUUGAGAAUGGGGAAGUAUCUACUUUCGGGUGGGUCUGAUGGAAGAGUGCUCAGAUGGAAGCUUGGAGUCAAAAAGACCUACAAAGAGAUUGCUUGUGAUAGAACGGGAGUAAGUAGUUUGUGUGUUGCUGGAGAGAGAGUAGCAGUAGGGUUUUCUUAUUCAUACGAUAGGGGGGAGUGUAAUACUGCACACAGGAGCAGAGUGGUGGUGGUUGAUUUGUAA